AUGCGGGGUGUGAUUCAACAACGGGGCUUUUGUAAAAGCCAAAUCACACGCGCGCAUAAUAAUGCCCUCAAAUUUGUGGAUGACAUUCAAUCAGUGGACACAAUUGUGGUGCGCCUGACGCAAAUUCAAGACAAUUAUUUGCGGUUUGUGCGACAUUCGGAAGAGCUGUACGCCUUCCAAUCGGAGUCGGAUUGGGAGAAUCCGGACGAAGAUUUUGAUGCCUAUGAGGAGAAACAUUACGCUACACACGCCAUUCUAAGCAACACUCUGGAGGAGUUACGGCGUGAUCAGACGUCGAACAAUAUUUUGGCCACUGUGCAACCAGCAGAUGCGCUCCAGAGGAGCCAUGUGGAUUUCCAGUUCGAGCGAAUCAAACUCCCAACCUUUGCCGGGAAUUUUGAGGACUGGAAACAUUUUUCGGAUAUGUUUACGGACUCGAUUGCUUCCAAUUCGAGCCUAACGGAUUGUCAACGAUUUCAUUAUCUCAAAUCGUAUCUAUCCGGAGACGCGCUCAAUUUAGUCAAACAUAUUCCUGUGACUAAUGAGAACUAUCGGGAAGCAUGGGAUCGGCUUGAGCAGCGAUAUAACAAACAAUCGCUAAUUAUCCGAUCAUUCCUCAACAGUUUCAUGACCCUUCCCAGUGCUACGUCUACAAAUCUCAGCACAGUGCGGAAACUGGCCGAUGGCGCAGACGAAGUUAUUCGUGGUUUGCGAGCCCUUGACUGCGAAGAGAGGGAUCCUUGGCUAAUCUUCAUCCUAUUGUCAAAAUUGGAUACCGAUACUUGCCAAGCUUGGGCGCAGUGCGUAGACUCCGAGGGAAAAGGUGUGACCAUCAACCAAUUUCUUAAAUUUCUCACCUCUUGCUGCGAUACUUUGGAGGCUUUUCACUUAGUUCGACCAACCCAAGCUCGACGCGCAGCCACAACGCACCACGCAGAUACGCAUCCUAGACGAGAAGAACCCAAAUGCACAUCGUGCCAGCAAACUCAUCAACUGUUCAAGUGUCCUCAGUUCAACGGACUCGACAUCGCAGCUCGCCGGGAGUUUCUCAAGACGAAAAAGCUAUGUUUCAAUUGCCUCAGCCCAAGUCACAUGGCGGGUAACUGUACAUCGAGACAUACUUGUCGGAUUUGUCGCCGCAAGCAUCACACCCUGGUUCACCCUGGCUCGGCGCAGCCAACUCAAAAUGGUAACUACUUGGAGAGAGCCCGUACGGACAGCCGCGAUCAUCCAUCAACUUCACAAGCGGCAUCUACGAUCGGCCAGAAUCAACCGCCUGGUCAAGAGAUUCAUCUAUCAGGGAGUUUACCUCCCACGGAAAAUAACUUCACGCAUCAUACGCUGGAGAAUAUUUCAGCUGCAGGUUCGCAGACUCUGUUGCCAACCAUCCUUGCAGACGUCGUCGACGCCUGGGGAAAUGCUACAACCUGCAGGCUGCUCUUGGACACUGGGUCCACAAUCACCUUGGCGUCGGAAUCAUUUGUCCAGCGAAUAGGCGUACGUCGAACGCACGCCCGGAUUUCUGUACUCGGUCUCGCAGCCAACAGCGCUGGCGUUACCCGAGGACGCGCACAUAUCAAGCUGCGCUCUCGUCAUUCGGACCAAACUGUCGAACUGGUCUCGUUUAUUCUCAAUUCGCUGACAUCAUCACUCCUGGCCCAGGCUAUUGACACCUCAUCUUCUACGUGGAAGCAAAUCUGCGAGCUUCCUUUGGCAGAUCCCACAUUCUGCACGCCAGGAUCCAUCGAUGUCAUCGUUGGAUCAGAUCAACUCUGGUCUCUUUAUACUGGAGAACAGAAAUGCUUUGGUAACGACUCUCCUAUCGCUCUGAAUACUGUUUUUGGUUGGAUUAUUGCAGGCUCUUACAAUGCAUGCGAUGAUCACCUGACUUCAGCCGUUACUCAUCACACGGACCUCGACACGAUGGUUCGCUCUUUCAUGGAGAUGGAUAAUAUACAUCCUAGCCAGGCUCUUUUGGACGCCAACGAUCCAAGAGAGCGUCAUUUUGCUGCCACCCACACGCGCUUGGAGAACGGGGUUUACCCCUUCAAGGAGCAUGCGCCGCCUGUUGAUUCAACUUUACCGCAGGCCAUCAAUCGCUUCCACUCGCUGGAACGCAAGUUUCGUCGAUCUCCAGACUUGAAGCAGCAGUACGAAGCAUUUCUGGACGACUACUUGCGACGUGGUCAUAUGGAACAGCUGACAUCGGCUCAAAUGGAUGAGUCCCCAGAAACCUGCUUCUAUCUGCCGCACCACGCUGUCAUCAAACUGGACAGUCUGACUACGAAAUGUCGCGUAGUUUUCGAUGGAUCGGGAAAGGACAGCUCUGGAGUGUCUCUCAAUGAUCGACUUCAAAUUGGCCCACCCAUUCAACGAGAUCUUCUCGGCGUUUGUUUACGUUUCCGGCAGCACCCAUAUGUUUUCUGCGCGGAUAUCGAGAAGAUGUUCCGAGGAAUUCAAGUCUUCAAGCCGCACACCAAUUAUCAGCGCAUUGUUUGGCGCAAGAACGAGAAUGAACCACUGCUUCAUUUUCGCCUGUUGACGGUCACCUACGGAUUGGCGCCGUCACCAUUUCUGGCUGUUCGAGUUCUUAAGCAACUAGCUGAGGAUCACCGCCACGAGUUCCUCGCAGCAGCCCACGCGCUUCUACACGACGCUUAUGUAGAUGACAUCCCAACGGGGUGCAACUCAUUCGAAGAGCUCAUGAUUCUUAAAAACGAGCUGAUUCAACUGUUGGAUAAGGCGCAAUUCAAACUACGAAAAUGGAGUUCCAACAGUUGGCGUCUUCUAAAAUCAUUGCCAGAAGAGGACCGAUGCUAUGAGCCUAUCCAGCUCCUCGACAAAUCAGCUGCGGAUUCACCAAUCAAAAUUCUUGGCAUCCAAUGGAAUCCCGGAAAGGACGUCAUGUACCUCAAUAUCAAGGAGUGCGAUCCGACCAUUUCUCCGACGAAAAGGGAACUCUUGUCGCAGCUAUCAAGAAUCUAUGACCCGCUUGGAUUGGUAGCGCCAGUCACAGUUCUACUCAAGCUCAUCUUCCAAGAAAGCUGGACAAGUGUUCUGCAAUGGGAUGACCCGAUUCCUGAAACUCUACGCUCGCGCUGGAAGGCCUUGGUGGAGGACUUGCCGACACUUACGCAAUGUCAAGUACCACGAUACAUUGCGUCACCAUUCCAAGACGUUCAACUACACGGAUUCGCCGACGCAUCCGCGCAAGCCUACGGUGCGGUUGUAUACGCUCGAGUAGCAUAUGGAGGCAGUUUUCAAAUCACCCUAGUUGCUGCCAAAACCCGUGUAGCCCCGAUCAAGCCUGUUUCGAUCCCACGUCUGGAACUGAAUGCUGCUUUACUUCUUUCUCGAUUGCUCUCGAUUGUCAAAGCCUCACUAACGAUUCCUAUUUUCAGCACGAGCUGCUGGACAGAUUCAGAAAUUGUGCUACACUGGCUUUCAGCUCCCCCACGAAACUGGAACACAUACGUCUGCAACCGAACGGCUGAGAUCCUGAACGACUUUCCUCGCAGCUGCUGGAAUCAUGUUCGCACAGAGGACAACCCUGCCGACUGUGCUUCUCGAGGACUUCAUCCGUCCAAGCUUCUGGAGCAUCGACUGUGGUGGAAGGGUCCAUCAUGGCUGGCCACACCGCCCUCUGAUUGGCCACCGUCUACAAGCAAGUUCAGCGUAUCUUCAAAUCUCGAUGUCAACACCGAAGAGGGAUCUGUCAAGCCCACAACUCUACAUAACUUUCCAUAUGAAAAUAUCUACGAGUUACUCAUCCACAAAUUCUCAACCUGGACGCGUCUGCUAAGGGUAUCUAGCUACUGUUAUCGCUUUAUUCACACUCUUCGAUCUCGUCAUAGGAAUCCGGCACCAUUCCUUACAUCCGAAGAGUUGCAGGCCGCACGAUGCCGACUCAUCCGACACGUGCAAAAAAUUUCUUUGCCAGAGAAUAUGCGCAGCUAG
Messenger RNA from Drosophila kikkawai, 3957 nucleotides. Lineage: Eukaryota; Metazoa; Arthropoda; Insecta; Diptera; Drosophilidae. The record is from RefSeq and is a predicted model, not a curated record.